AUGAGCCGCCGCCCGACACUGGACGGCCGCUACAGCCUCUUUCAGCACGACUACCACUGGGAGCUCUCCCUCGGCUGGACCAACAAGAGCUUCGGGGGGAGCAUCUUCCUACAUCAGCGGUUUCUGCAGGCACACCUACGUCUGAUCUACCCUCCGCCCGCGGCGCUCUCGGGCCGCUGCGGCGCGACAGUGCCGCUCCUCGGACGUGCUCCUCAUGGUUCGGCACCUUUCCGUGCCAUCCGAGUCCUACUCAUACCGCCAGGUGACCCAGGCGAUGACCUCGUGGGCACGCACCAUGAUGAAGUCUGUGGGCAGUCGUCGCACGCCCUUCAGCGGGGCGGACCUCAGCUCGGCGACUCCGUGGACGAGACGUUUCUCGGCUCCUCGUCCCUGCUCGUGCCCGACUUGUGGAGCGAGGUCGACAGCGCCGUGGGCACCUUCCUGGAGCUGGAGGGCCUCUCUGGACGUCUUUGGCAACGGUUCCUCUCGGACCACGACACCUUCUUUGUCAGCGGGGACACCUUCAUAGGGACGCACGGACGAUCACGCAGGAUCGACUUCUUCUACGCCCCGUCCGCCCUGGAGUCCCACACACGCCAGUGCAAGGCCCCCAUGGGAGCAGGACGCCGCCUCAACAAAUUGUACGAUCGAGACCACCGCUCUGUCUACGCGGGCGACAUCUUCGAGGCCCACGCGCUGCACACCUGGGACUACGACACGAUCAAGCUUCGUCUGGAGGGCGCCCUGAAGUCGCGCGACCUGCAGCAGGCGGUCACGUUCCUCCCCAAGAUGGUGCGCCUGCGCGCCCAGUUGCUCAGGGACCUAGCGGACUCGGAAUGGAUCAGCAUCGUGACCACGCCCACGGCUACCUCGAUCGUCGCAGCUCGGGAAGCGGGCAAGAUGUACGCAGAGGCGGCGCAGUUCCCCGAGUUCAAGUACCCGUCGGCCUUCGUGGUGCAGGAGGCCCCGCAGGGGCACGGGCUCCCGCGUACCUUCCACCAGCAGUUCGUUUGCACGGAGACGGGCUCGGAGCUCUUUUUCCACCUCAGGCUGCGCACGCGCCACAACGACCAGUACACCAGGAUGCAGUUCGCUAACGCGGACCAGAUCACACUGAAGAGCGUCAACCCAGACGGCCCUCGGGAGACUUGUCUCGACGUUCUGGGCGGCCGCCAGAAGAUGGGGACGGGCCACCUGGAAUCGAUGGCCCAGAAACUGCCAGACAAAAACCGCCUGAUCCACUACGGCCAGAAGGGCUGA
Messenger RNA from Prorocentrum cordatum, 1260 nucleotides. NCBI's taxonomy places the organism in Eukaryota, Dinophyceae, Prorocentrales, Prorocentraceae. The record is from the annotation of a GenBank genome assembly.